Molecule: messenger RNA, 1157 nt
Organism: Calliphora vicina (urban bluebottle blowfly)
Lineage: Eukaryota; Metazoa; Arthropoda; Insecta; Diptera; Calliphoridae
Product: mucin-2
Exons: 5
Coding region: 18-1121 (367 amino acids)
Source: RefSeq, a predicted model, not a curated record
GAUUUUAGAACAAUAAAAUGAGUUUAAAAAGUGUAAUUUUCAGUUUUUUAUUGAUAGGAGUGGCUACAAAGUGUCUUGUACAAGGUCUCCAAUGUUAUGUCUGUGAAGAUUGUAAUGAGUAUGAAGAUUUCAAAGAAUUGCAUAUUUGUGGUGAAAUUUCCAUUGAGACAACAGCGAAACCCAUAAUAUUGGAAAGCGGUGCAACAGAUAAACCAGCAGUGAAACCUACCUCAAAACCCAUGUUGCCAGAAGAUCCUGACAAUUAUCUAGAUAGUGAGGAGUCACAUGAUGAAGUGAGUGUUCUAAAUUCUGGACAGAAAACAACCACAAAAUCAACUACUACUGCUAUUAACACACAAAGUAAAACCACCACAAAGCCAACUGCUACUAAUACGCAAAGUAAAACUACCACGAAGCCAACUAUUAUGGCUACACAGAGUAAAACUACCACAAAGCCAACAGCAACAAUGACAUGGUCUCCAAAACGAGCUGGUAAUCGUCUAGGCCUAUUAGAGCGCCUGGCACUUCCUGGCGUCCGUGGCUCUUGUGGUUCCGCAGCGACUUGUGGGUCUGCAAAACCUACAACUGCAAAUCCAACUACUUCUUCUAACAAAACUGAGCAAAAAAAACCAACCACGCAGUCUUCAACUCUGAAAGAAUCAACCAGCCAAACAUCUACAGCAAUUAAGACAACUCCUUCUACUGUAGCAGCAGCUGCUGCUGUUACCCCAACAAAGCCAAAACCCGUAGCUUUACCGGACUACGAUGACUAUUUGGAAUAUGAAGAUCCCAUUGAGGACAGACGUAGUGUCAAAUCUUUAUUGAAAAUUAAUGAACCCGUUUGUUAUAUGAUCAAAUAUCAAGUUAAUAACACCGUUUUUACCAAUCGCGGCUGCACCUCUUUCAUCAAUGCCAACAAAUAUUUGACCUGUCAGACGUUAUACAAUGGCGCUCCCAUGGAAUCUUGUCGCAUUUGCUCUUCAAAUGGUUGCAAUAAAUUUCUUGCCGGCGAAAGUGAUGAAGAUGAUCAUGGAAUGCCCAUAAAUGCUGCCGGUAUUAUGGAAAAGUUGGGCUCUAUUGUUUUAGUAAUUUGUGUUUUAAUAAAUCGCUCUGUAUUUUAAUGAUAUAAUCAUAAGUAAUGUCUGGAUUUAUUUAAA